Messenger RNA from Eutrema salsugineum, 624 nucleotides. Its product is annotated as UPF0426 protein At1g28150, chloroplastic. The coding region runs from base 98 to 478 and encodes 126 amino acids. The transcript has 3 exons. NCBI's taxonomy places the organism in Eukaryota, Viridiplantae, Streptophyta, Magnoliopsida, Brassicales, Brassicaceae. The record is from RefSeq and is a predicted model, not a curated record.
GCCCAGCCCUAAUAUGCAGAAAGGCCGAGACAUUUCGCUGUGCUUUUGCUUCAGUCUUCAGAUUGUGAUAUUUUUCUGACCCGAGGAAGAAGAAGAGAUGGGUUUUGUCCUAAUUUCUAAUUGUCCUCCGUCCUCGCUGGUGGUCGUCUCUCACCCUCAACAGUUCUCCGCCGGAAUCAAAAGCAGUGAGCUUCCGUUUCGUCCUUCGUUUUCUCCGACCCGUAGAACCCUAAUUGCCAAACCAUGCUGUUUCAAUCUCCCUCAAGAACCCAUUCUCUCGGAGGCACUCAAGGAGCCAAUUGCAUUUGUGGGUGGGAUGUUUGCUGGACUUCUAAGACUCGAUCUAAACGAAGAGCCGCUCAAGGAAUGGGUGACGCGAACAGUCGAAGCCUCGGGUAUUACAGAAGAGGAUGUUGAUGCAGAUGGGAUGUCCUCCAAAUAUGAUGAAGAAUCUCCUCAACAGAUAGAGAUUGAAUGAAUAUCACACUCUCUUCAAAACCGUGACUCAUAUAUAGUUUACUGUCUUUACCAUCAGCAAAGUAUAAAUGUAGCUUGCCAUUUGUGUAUGUAACCUUGUGUUGUUUAUGUAAAAUGAAACAGAAAUCCAAAGAAGAUUUAAGACCA